ACUGAAUCGCCUUGCCUUGCGAGUAGAAGGAGAUGGCGAUGAAGAGCAAAUACCAGAAGAUGACGAUAGAGCUGAAGCUGGUGGUGGACAAACAGAGAAACAAGGUGAUAUUCGCGGAGGCUCAAAAGGAUUUCGUGGACUUGCUAGUCUACAUCCUCUCCCUCCCUUUGAGCGCUGUGGUGAAGUACCUGGAACCCAAAGGCCCAACCAGCCUCGGGAAGCUUCACAACAGCCUCCUGUCGAUCAUGAAGGCAGGCUACAUCAAUCCUCCACCCAAAGACAAUUCAAUUGAACCUAAGUUGUCGACCUAUGUCCCCGUUUUGCGUCAGCUGAGUUCGAGUCCUAAAUGGGUUCGCAAUCCCGUGUUGAACAUGGAGCAGGCGAGCUACGUGAAGCCAAUGGUGCCCUACAUGGUCGCCGACGAUCUUUCGGUUUCCCCUUUGGAUUACCAUUCGGUUUCUGUUGUUCUCAAGGGCUACGGCGAGGUGGUGGAGAAGGUCGUUGAAUUCGGAACUUCUCAGGUUCUGGAUUUGUUGCAGGCAACCUUGUACUCCGAGACACCUCUCACUAGCGUGUUCCUCAAGGCCAACUGAUCAAUGGAGUUCUUUUCAUCAGCAGCUAGCAUGUUCUAUUUUCCCGAGUAUUUAGUUUACUACUACUUCUGAUUCCUUGUUACUCAUGCAUGAAGAGACAUCCCUCAGAAAUAUCUUUGUGUUGGAUUACAAUUGGUGAAUUACAUUUAAUUGUCCAAACUAAACCUAGAGGCUCUAUUCAGAAGAGGCCUCUAUAUAUUCAUUGUCCAAACUAAACAAACAUACUUGGAACGA
Molecule: messenger RNA, 827 nt
Organism: Linum trigynum
Lineage: Eukaryota; Viridiplantae; Streptophyta; Magnoliopsida; Malpighiales; Linaceae
Source: the annotation of a GenBank genome assembly